AUGAAAAAGUUGAGCAAUGUCGAAUGAUAAAUGCAGUUGGAAAUGAAUGUGAAAAAGUAGGUUAAUCAUAGAACCUUCACAAAGACCUAGAGAUAUCGGCAGCAAUGGCGACCGAAGAGGAAAGUGCAGUGAAGGAGCCUCUGGAUCUCAUUAGGCUCAGUCUUGACGAGCGUAUCUACGUCAAACUUCGUUCUGAUCGUGAACUCCGUGGCAAGCUCCAUGCUUACGAUCAGCAUUUGAACAUGAUUCUUGGGGAUGUUGAAGAGAUUGUUACGACUGUUGAGAUUGAUGACGAAACUUAUGAAGAGAUUGUCCGGAGCACAAGGCGAACGGUUCCAUUCCUUUUCGUUAGAGGAGAUGGUGUGAUUUUGGUAUCUCCUCCAUUGCGAACUGCUUGAGGGUGGGUUCGGUAUCACAUUUAUAUAUUUAUCAGGUGAGAGGUGAUAUCAACAUAUGCAGCAGCCCAUCUCUGUAUCUCUAACCCCCAACUCAAUGUAUUACCAACAAUUGAAAUUGAUUUGAUGCUAGUUUUUGUGCAUUGAACGAAGCAGACUUUCUUUACCUUUCCAUUGGUGGUUUAGUUUUCUUUAACAAAAUGGUGGGGUUUAUAUUGUAUUACCAUAAUUACAUUAUUUAUGAUUAAAUUUUAUCA
Messenger RNA from Cynara cardunculus var. scolymus (artichoke), 652 nucleotides. RefSeq names its product sm-like protein LSM3A. Gene Ontology annotation, cellular component: U4/U6 x U5 tri-snRNP complex; P-body; U6 snRNP. Lineage: Eukaryota; Viridiplantae; Streptophyta; Magnoliopsida; Asterales; Asteraceae. The record is from RefSeq and is a predicted model, not a curated record. Gene Ontology annotation, molecular function: RNA binding. Gene Ontology annotation, biological process: mRNA splicing, via spliceosome; P-body assembly. Bases 105 to 398 code for a protein of 97 amino acids. The transcript is spliced from 3 exons.